Anarrhichthys ocellatus (wolf-eel) is the source of this 1171-nucleotide messenger RNA. RefSeq names its product dysbindin-A-like. Gene Ontology annotation, biological process: platelet dense granule organization; regulation of synaptic vesicle exocytosis; neuron projection development. The transcript has 4 exons. Bases 366 to 776 code for a protein of 136 amino acids. Lineage: Eukaryota; Metazoa; Chordata; Actinopteri; Perciformes; Anarhichadidae. The record is from RefSeq and is a predicted model, not a curated record. Gene Ontology annotation, cellular component: BLOC-1 complex; cytoplasm; neuron projection.
CCACAACAUGGCCCUUUGUUUAUUCAUUUCUCGCCCAGUGUUACCUUGAGUUCAUAAAGAACUAUUUGUUUUUCUCGCAUGCCUCCACGGGGAACAAAGAAACCAAGGACAAGCUGGACAAGCAUUUUGUUUUUUUUCCUCAUAAAAUUAUGGUUUUCUGACCAGAUUUACGAGGGACAACAGUGGCCCAUUGUACCAGAUGGGCAGCUCUGGGACUUAUUUUUUUUUCAGAAAAGGGAAGAAGAAAAAACCGAAAGAGGACAUCCAUUCUGUCUGCACCCUGACACAGGACUGUGAGGCACUGACGGAGGCAGAAGGGGGCGCUGUUGCGCAGCUAGAACAAAGAUGGGUUCCCAUGUUUUUUCAUGGGAGUUAAGCCUUUCAGGCAGCUUUUCCACUCAGGCAGCCUUUCUGUCUUCGUAAAUAUAUAUUUAUUUAUUUUCUACAGCAGACAUAACUCCACCACAUAUCGUCUACAUUACAACAUAUUGCACAAGCUGUCAGAUAUCAACUGUGGGAGUCACCAGGCUCGAAAGACUCGGAGGAAAGGAGGUGCUGCCUGGGAGACCGAGUUCAGGACCUUCAAGACCCUUGGAGACAAAUCCAGAGACACCAAAAUCAGGAGGAAGCCCCGGUUUGAAGAAAGCCUUCCUCAUUUCAGUGCUGGACUGGACCUCCUCAGCAGGUAUGAGGAGAGCUGGUUUCUGCUCCAUAAAAGAACCAAAGACUGUGCUCAGACUGCAGAGGUAGGACCAGCACACUGUUCACUUCUUUAAACACCAUUCAUGAAUCACAAUGUAUAAGGAAGCGUCUUCUGGUGACGGUGGUGUGUUAAUGGAGCUGGAGUAUCAGAUAAAAACAAACGCAUGUACACAUGGCAGCAGGUUCACAGAAUACUGUCAGACACCAGUGUUGGCUCUCCAUAGAAACCUGGUUUUAUACUCAAAUAUCUUAAUAUUUUAGAGAAACGCUACUCCGCACAAGUUUUUAACACAGUAAGCUAGAGCUGAAAGGAUUCAUUUAUGGGUCAAUCUACGGACAUUUUGUUUGAAAACUGUAGCUGCUUCACAACAAAGUGAUAAGAAAUUGGCUGGUUGAAAGCUUUGAUUACUUUGAAGCAGUGACAGGAGCUGUUGUGUUCUGUCCUGUGUGUGUGUGUGUGUGUGUGUGU